Messenger RNA from Sabethes cyaneus, 2541 nucleotides. RefSeq lists its product as uncharacterized. Bases 99 to 2306 code for a protein of 735 amino acids. NCBI's taxonomy places the organism in Eukaryota, Metazoa, Arthropoda, Insecta, Diptera, Culicidae. The record is from RefSeq and is a predicted model, not a curated record. The transcript has 3 exons.
UUCAAAAAUUCAAAACAGUGUUUAAUUCAGAUCAUAUCAAGCGUUGGUAGUGUUGUGUUAAGUUAUUAAUGUUUUCGUGCUGAUGAAUUGGCCAGAUAAUGCCUAAAGCAAAUUGUGAGAAACGAAUGACCCGGGCUGCUACGGGACUAAGUGCAUUAGCUUCAUCUAAAUUACCCUACGCGAUAAAAACAGGACAUUCCGCCAAAUCUGCGCGGACAAAGAGCCGUACUGUUUUGCAUUCUGUCGCUUCCGGAAAAGAAAACGACAUAAUUGCAGAACCAGCAGAAUUGUUCCGAUCUGAGGUGGUAAUUUCCAAGCGUCGUAGCUCCCGGAAGUUGCGAAACAUUACCGAUACAUUGAACCAACUUGCAGUCGCGGUGCCUUUAAAAGAUAUUCAUAUGGAGUCGUCUCGUAAGCGCAAGUUAGAUGUUGAAGUAAAACCGCAAAAUGACACUCAGAAGUCUUCAUCAAUGGCACCGUCGUCGUCCGUAGUUGAUAAUAGUGAUAAAAGUGAUGAAGCGGCUGCUAUUGCCGAAAGCCAAGAGAAGCUAAAAACUGCCUUAGGUGAACACUAUUUUGAUGUCGGAAAACGGCUCAAUCUAAUUUACAUUCCUGAGUGCUUGCGUAAUGUACCGAAAUGUGCGGAACUCCACGCUCGCCGGACCAAUCAAGCUCGCAGAGUCAACAGUCGUCGGCAGCGGGAUGCAAAAGAAUUGCUGAUCGAGAAUCGUCCCGUACAGUUUUUGGAGUACCUGGAGCAGGCGUUGCUCCGCCAAGAGUUCAUCGAUUCGACGUUGUUCGUUAAAACACUAGAGCUGGUUAUGACCAUCAAUCCACCUUCGUUGCAGCUGAAUGCGGAUUAUUGCAUAUCCACGGUGAUUCAACAAGCUGUCGAUAUUCUGGAUCGAACUGUUGAGCAGUUCCCUCCCUGUUGGUUAGAUUUGAAGACGGCCUAUCAUGGUGUGAUAUUUGGACGGUUGGAAGGGGAUUGCUUCAUGAAGUACGAUCUCAGCGAAGGUCUCUUUAUGGUGGUUUUGAGCCUGAUAGAACGUUAUGUAGAUCGGGACGAAGAACAGAGCGUUCGCACCGUCGGCAGGGAACGUUCGUUGGCUAGUUUUUAUUUGUGGGAGCAGGAAAACAAUCAGAAGUACGACUUUGAGCUGCUCUCUAGAGUGGAUAAGUUGGACAGGCUGUUUCUGGUGCUACAGAUUUUGGUUAAGAUUUUCGAAAUGGACUUGGCUAUGUGGAUCUUGAGGCAUCCGCAUAAAACGAAGGAAAACAUGAUCAAGCCCAAUCGGCAACCGUUGAUUGCAAGCUUAUUGUGGCAUGAGGAUUCCGGCGUGGGUGAAGUAAAUGCCCUCAUUAAACGUAUUAUCGGUCUAUACGUUAAUGUCAAUGGUUUAAAUUAUCCGGAAGAAAAUAUUCAAGUGGUUUCACGUCUUAUUUCUGUCAUUGGAACGGUCAUCAAUUUGAGCGAAAUUCAGUACGAUGGUACGAUGGAUUAUCCUUGCAUCAAGGACAAUACGCGUUAUUUUGCACGGCAAAUUUCACGUCUGCAGGAGGCAUCUGAUUACUACAGUGUGUCGCUUUGUUUGCGCUCAAUUCAACAAAUGCGUUCACCAUUGCUUCGUAUGAUUAUGGUUAACGAUUUUCUCCAUCGACUGAAUGGACAACUAAGUAUAGCUUCGGUGGCUUUCUUCACAAAGGAAUUGGCCAAAGGCAGAUGGAGAAAGUGUGCUUCUGUGGAUACGCCUACAUGUGAUGGAAUGAAAACACCGGACACUCGUUACCCACUUUUACGUGUAAAACCGCAUCGGAAAGCUAGCCAUGAAAUAACGUGCAAUCAAUACGUCACUUUGCUGCUGAAUGGUUUCCGUUCGUAUAUGGAAGUAUAUCCGGUUCAAAGUUACUUCCACAGUCUCAAAAGUUCGAUGAGUGUAUCAAAUAAUGCGGAACACCACAUGACUACAGCCACCUCACCGCGAACUCCCACACGCCGGGAGCUUAAAUCGAAUCGUUAUGAUUUUACGGCCCUGGAAAAGAACAUUUCCAAACUGCACAAAAAGGACAAGCCAAACCAAAUUUUUGUACGAAGUUCUGACCGGAAGACGACUGCUUCGCUAGUGCUUCAGGAAAUCAAUGUCAGUCCAUCUGUGCUGGUUUAUUACCGCGAGGAAAUUAAGCACCUGCUAUUGAUACAACGGUGGCUUACGUUAAAAGCCGGCACCAGUCAGCAGGACCAGCCGCUGUUCGAAUCCUGGAAACAUUUUAUGGCGCAAAUCGAUGAUACACUUGUCUGUCAAUAAGCCAGUGUGAUAAUCAACAAGUUAAAAUAGGACCCUUCCCUAGAAUAACCCCGGGCGUUGUAAAAAUAUUCACUUCCAGAGUAUCGCCAGGGAUUGUUUUUAUAGCGAAAAAUUUACGCGUUGGAAUUGUCUUUAGAAGUAAUAUUAUUUAAUUCAUAAAACAUACUACAAUAGGAAAAGUGAUUCUUUCGAAUUAUGAAAGAAAACUCAGAAGCACGUAUUAUUCGUUACAUGG